Plasmodium fragile is the source of this 477-nucleotide messenger RNA. RefSeq lists its product as uncharacterized. Gene Ontology annotation, cellular component: P-body; Lsm1-7-Pat1 complex. The record is from RefSeq and is a predicted model, not a curated record. NCBI's taxonomy places the organism in Eukaryota, Apicomplexa, Aconoidasida, Haemosporida, Plasmodiidae. The transcript has 4 exons. Gene Ontology annotation, biological process: deadenylation-dependent decapping of nuclear-transcribed mRNA. The coding region runs from base 1 to 477 and encodes 158 amino acids. Gene Ontology annotation, molecular function: RNA cap binding.
AUGCAUGCGCCGACGGCGCGAGGCCAAAUGGAACACCAAUCCAUGCCGCUGUGGCUCAGCACCUUCGAGGAGGACAUUGACACAUACAUCUUUAUUUCCUCAAGGGACAACAAACUUUAUCUAGGAAUCCUGAGAACGUAUGAUCAACAUGGGAAUAUAUUUCUAACGCACUGUGUGGAGAAAAUUAUAGUCUCGGAGCGGAACUACUUUUCUGACGUCUAUGUUGGAAACCUGAUCAUCAGGGGAGACAACAUCGCUUACUUCGGCUCCGUGGAUGAGGAGAAGUACGCAAAGAUGUUUGACUAUUCACAAGAAAAUAAGGCAGGAAAUGAAGCAGGGGAUACUUCAGAAGCCGAUGUGCAAAAGAGCCAAGGACCCCUGACCUCCGAAAAUGUAGUUCUACAGUACAAACCACUAAAUCAAAUUUUGAAUUACCUGCCGGAUAAUAAUCAGGACUCCGCCGUGUUUGAGAAUUAA